AUGCCGUCCGAGGAGACGGAAGACGAAGAGGAGACUCCGGUCAAAAUGUGGUUCAACGUCAUUUCAUUAUCUGCUCGUAAAAAGAUCUGCGGCCCUUACAGGCUAAGGAGACUGUUUUUACAUAGAUCAGCCAAUGAUGUUUUGUUCCAUGUUGCAGUUCCAGAUAUCCGCCCAUUGUCAGACGCCUUUAUGGAAGCUACAGAGCCACUUCCAUCUUCGACUAUGGCUUCUCCUGAUACACCAGGGCGAUCGAGUUUAUCUAGCGCCAGCACGGGGUUUACUUCACCAAUAGACCAGGAUUCACUGGCAGCCACGAAGGCUAUGCCAGAAGCAAGCCCGGAUACUGUGUCUGAUAUGUUGGGACAAAUGCGUGAUGGGGAGCUACUUCAGAAGAGGACAAUACAGCAAACACGACUCGCAGCAGGUGCCCUCUCCCCAGCCAAGAGCGAACAGCCAAAACGCAAGAGGGAAGAAGAAAGCUCCUCUGACGACGACAGCUCGAGUGACAGGCGACCAUCGAAGGUUUCCAAGUGUAGCGAGGACGACGUUCCCAGUCUUCAAUCUCACUCAUCGGAUGGGUUUGAAAACUACCAGCCGCAGCUCGAGUAUCUUCCCCUCAAGGUCUAUCAACAUAUUCUUCAAAAGCUAGAUUUGCUAGAUAUCAUUCAUCUUGGCCUCACAUCGCGGUUCUUUCUUAGGAUACUAGCGAUAUAUCUCCAGUCGAUUCUUACCAUCAACCUAGGACAAUUGGCAGGACAGAGUAUCAUAUGUCUUGGAGACGUGACUGGCCAAAACGACUUCCCUCCUGUGGUAUUUAACGACCCUCAGCUUAGAAGCAUCUUCGCCCCACACUUGCAUAAAUUGGUCGACACUGAUCACCCGACGCUGCCUGAGUUUUUACGUGAAUGUCGUCCCCUCCUUUCGCAUAGGCUUCGUACGCCUUCAGAUUGUGGGUUUCUCGAUUCAAAAUGGUUCAACGACGAGUUUUACAAGCUUCCUAUUACCGUUAUCGGCCAGAUGAUUGAACUACUCUGCCCAACGGAAGGUGACUUUUACCCACCAGGUGCUGAAUGGAUACUCCGGAAUAUCACCACAAAAGAGUAUGUUUACAAGCCGAAAAACGGACUGGGACUUGGCGAUGUUAUACUUUUCAAAGCAUCCUGGGCCAGCCAACCACCUACGGGGAUUCAAGUCAAUGUCGGGGCGCCAGUACACCGAGGUGCAUGGGCUGGUCACCGCUUCGAAAUAGUGCAACUGGAGCAUCAUGAACGCGAAAUGAUGGCAGAGACGACGGCUGAAACGAUUGCAGGUAGUUCAACUGAGAAACCUUGGACUGAUGUGACCACCGAAGUCAUCGAUGAGCUCGAGGAGAUGUGGGAAUUUGAGUGCGGCUCCUGUUGGAAAUCGCUUACCCGCCGGCCUGUGGGCUGA
Messenger RNA from Trichophyton benhamiae CBS 112371, 1431 nucleotides. RefSeq lists its product as uncharacterized. Gene Ontology annotation, molecular function: protein binding. The record is from RefSeq and is a predicted model, not a curated record. The transcript is spliced from 2 exons. NCBI's taxonomy places the organism in Eukaryota, Fungi, Ascomycota, Eurotiomycetes, Onygenales, Arthrodermataceae. The coding region runs from base 1 to 1431 and encodes 476 amino acids.